Cicer arietinum (chickpea) is the source of this 936-nucleotide messenger RNA. Lineage: Eukaryota; Viridiplantae; Streptophyta; Magnoliopsida; Fabales; Fabaceae. The record is from RefSeq and is a predicted model, not a curated record.
AUGGCCUCCAUUGUUCUUUUGUUAAUUGGCUCUCUCAUCUUGACCCCAAAGUCUUGUUCUUCUAAACCCAUCUCCCAACAAAAACCAUUAGAUUCUGAUCAUAUUGAAUUUGCUCUUAAUUUAGAAUAUUUAGAGGCUGAAUUCUUUUUAUAUGGGUCAUCAGGUCAUGGGCUGGAUGUAGUUGCUCCAAAGUUAGCAGAGGGUGGACCUUCUCCUAUUGGUGGAAAAUUGGCCGAAUUGAGUCCCAUUGUAAAGGAUAUCAUCUAUCAAUUUGCUUUGCAAGAAGUUGGACAUUUGAGUGAAAGGGUUCCGUUAGAUCUAAGCAAAUCAUCAUUUGCCAAGGUGAUGGAUAGUGCCUUUGGUCGACCUUUGGUGCCUCCCUUUGAUCCUUAUGCCAAUGAUAUCAAUUUUCUUCUUGCAUCUUAUGUAAUUCCUUAUGUUGGUCUUACUGGCUAUGUUGGUGCCAAUCCACUCUUGCAAAAUGCUACUUCAAGGAAGCUUGUUGGAGGCCUUUUGGGAGUAGAAUCGGGCCAAGAUGCAGUUAUAAGAACAUUGCUAUACCAAGCGGACAAUCAAAAAUUACUAGUAAAACCUUAUGGAGUGAGUGUCGCAGAGUUCACCAAUCGCAUUUCAAUACUUAGGAAUAAAUUAGGACAUGGUGGUUUGAAAGAUGAGGGUCUUGUGGUCUCUAAAAAACAAGGUUCCGAGGGUAGCGUCUCAGGAAAUAUCCUUGCAGGAGAUAAAUACUCGUUGUCAUAUCCAAGAACACCACAAGAAAUAUUGAGGAUUGUGUAUGGAAGUGGCAAUGAAUCUGUCACUGGUGGCUUCUAUCCUCAUGGAGGAAAAGGUCGUAUAGCAACAUCUUACUUAAAAAAUUAAUUAAGACUAUUAAGAAUUGAUUCUCUAACUAUUGUUACUAGCUACUUGUAAACUACG